UGUAUCUUAAAUAUUAGCUAAACUCCAAAAUAGCCUAAAAAACAGUAAAAAAACAAAACAAAAUUAGCCAAAAAAAAGCGCAAUUAUUUAUUUAAUAAUAUUUAAUUGUGACUUGUCUGAGUGUAAAAUUAUCAGCUAAUCCAAAAAUAAUUAAUUUUUAAGUUCUGUUGAUGUAAAAUACAACUUGAUGACGUAUACAAAAUGAGCUGGCAUACAGUUUCCCUCCUCUUUUUAAACGGACCAGACUGCGUUGAAGGCUCCUUCAGCUCUGUGUGCGCCGCCAUCCUCACUGUCACUGGGGCCCUGUGCUGCAUCACAGAGCUGUGCGGGGGGGAACAAAGGCACAGAAUAAAAAGGAUGAUUCACUGGGCUCAACGGAUCGAGAAAGAACUGGAGAAGGUUCUCCAGCACGUAACUGGAACUGAGCAGAUGAAAUCGAUUUAUAAUGAGAAGAAGAGCCAGUUCGAAAUCAAGAGGAACAACCCCAAGGACUUGGUGGAUAGAGUAGCACGGGACAUCUCCAAGCUGCUGAACAGCAAGAGAAAAGCCCUCGAGAAACUCGCCAGGGAAGCCGAGCAGCUUCAGAAGGAGCAUGUAUGGCAAGAUGGUGUGACGGAGAAUGACAUUUCAUACUACGAUUCCAAAGCGGAUUCAGACUAUCAGAUGGAGGAUGGUGAGGAGGAAAUCCCGACUGAGAUCUCGUCCUCUCUGGAGCUGGAGUUUGUGCCGGAUCCCAAUUUCAAAAAUAAGGUCAACUACUCGUCCAGCGCCGUCCAGAUCCCUACGGACAUUUACAAAGGCUCGCCCGUCAUCCUCAAUGAGCUGAACUGGACUCAGGCCUUGGAGAGAGUCUUCAUUGAAAACCGGCGGGAGGACAGCUCUCUGCGCUGGCAGGUGUUUGGCAGUGCCACAGGAGUGACCAGAUACUACCCAGCCACUCCAUGGAGGGCACCCAACAAGAUUGACCUGUAUGAUGUACGCAGAAGACCAUGGUAUAUCCAAGGCGCAUCAUCUCCUAAAGACAUGGUCAUCAUUGUAGACGUGAGUGGAAGCGUCAGUGGACUCACUCUGAAGCUCAUGAAAACCUCGGUGGUGGAGAUGCUCGAUACCCUUUCCGAUGAUGAUUAUGUGAAUGUGGCCCGGUUCAAUGAAAAGGCUGACGCCGUUGUGCCGUGCUUUAAGACUUUGGUCCAAGCCAACGUUCGGAACAAGAAGAUCUUCAAGGAAGCUGUCAUGCACAUGCAGGCCAAAGGAACCACCGACUACAAGUCUGGUUACUACUUUGAAAUCCCGUCAAUCGGCGCCAUUAGGAUCAACACACAGGAGUACCUGGAUGUUCUGGGACGCCCGAUGGUGCUCGCCGGGCCGAGAGCCAAGCAGGUGCAGUGGACCAAUGUCUACCAGGAUGCACUGGGUUUGGGUCUCGUCAUCACGGGGACUAUGCCAGUCUUCAACCUCACAGCAGAUACUGUGAGCUCCCAGAAUCAGCUCAUCCUUGGGGUUAUGGGAGUGGACGUUGCAAUCAAUGAAAUCAAAAAGAAGACGCCAACAUACCGACUUGGAGCCAACGGCUACACCUUUGCCAUCGACCCAAACGGUUACGUGCUGCUGCAUCCCAACCUUCAACCAAAGAUCAUUAACUUCAGGGAGCCCGUCACUCUGGACUUCCUCGAUGCAGAACUGGAGGACGGCAACAAGGAGGAGAUCCGGAGACUGAUGAUCGACGGCAAAUCGGGCCAAAGAAAAAUCCGGACGCUUGUGAAGUCAGUUGACGAGAGAUACAUUGAUGAGGUGGUGAGGACUUACACAUGGACGGCUGUGGAGGGGACAGAUUACAGUCUAGGGUUGGUGCUGCCCACAUAUAGUGAGAACCACAUCAAAGCCAACAUAAGUGACCAGAUCCUCCAGGUGCAAUUCUCAUACAUCAAGGAUUUUGAAUCACUGCUGCCAAACACUUUUGAAUCUGAAGGACAUGUAUUCAUUGCUCCCAGGGAGUACUGCAACGAACUUGAACUGUCCAACAACAACACAGAGUUCCUGCUGAACUUCAUUAGUCUCAUGGAGAAGGUGACACCCGAUUCUAAGCAAUGUGAUAAUUUGCUUUUACAUAAUUUGAUUCUGGACACUGGCAUCAUCAGACAGUUGGUUGAGAAGGUUUGGAGAAACAAAGAUUUAAACACGUACGGCUUCUUGGCUGUGUUUGCUGCAACAGAUGGAGGCAUAACGAGAGUCUUCCCCAACAAAGCGGCAGAAAGCUGGGAGGAAGACCCUGAGCCGUUUAAUGCCACCUAUUACCGCCGCAGCCUCGACAACAGCGGCUACAUCUUCAGAGCACCUUAUCGACCCUACAAGGAUGAGAUGCUGAACCCGGAAAACGACACCAUCGGCAUUCUAGUCAGCACAGCCCUGAACUUAGCUGUAGGAGGGAAGACUAUCAAACCUGCAGUGGUUGGAGUGAAACUGGACCUUGAAGCCUGGACAGAAAAAUUCAAGAUUCUCGCCAGCAACCAAACCGACAGUCGCCAAGGCUCAAACACGUGUGGACCAAACAAAGGCUGUGAGAUGGACUGUGAGGCCAACAGUGACGAUCUCCUGUGUUAUUUGGUGGACGACGGUGGAUUCCUAAUCAUGUCCAAUCAGAAAGACGACUGGAGCAAGGUGGGCAUGUUCUUCAAUGACGUCGACCCUUACUUGAUGUACGCUCUGUACAACAACUCCUUCUACAACCGCAAGCAAUCCUUCGAUUACCAGUCUGUGUGUGAGCGCGUGCACAACAGUGAAGCAGGAGCUGCACCCAGAGGAGUCUUUGUGCCGACAGUUGCAGACUUUUUGAACCUGGCGUGGUGGACAUCAGCUGCUGCAUGGUCUUUGUUCCAGCAGCUUCUCUAUGGCCUGGCCCACAACAGCUGGUUCAUCACAGAAAGGGUCAGCGCAGAGGGAUAUGACUCAAAGGAAAGGAGUUGUGUCACCAUCCAGACUCAGUUCUACCUGACUAACCUCAGCAGUUCCUACAACAUCCUCCAAGACUGCGGCAACUGCUCCAGGCUAAUUCACGCCAAGAGGAUAAACAACACAAACCUGCUGUUCGUGGUGGCAGAAAAGAUUCAGUGCUACACGUGUGAGAUAGAGAAGCUUUCCCAGGAGGAGGAAGAGUUCAAGGAGGAAAAUCCCUGUGAAGCCAUAAAUGUGGCGCGCUAUCGAAAAGGACCCUCCACGUGCUUCGAUAACAACGUAGCUGAAAACACAUCAGAUUGUGGGCGUGGCCACUCUUUCCGCCCGCCCCUCUGCGCUUUACUGCUCCUUCAGCUGCUCCUGCUUUAUCCAGCGAUCAGCCCUUACCUGCACUCUAUACUGAAUUAACUCCAUCCUCCCUUUAGCCUCCGUGGGCCGUAGUCCCGCCCCCUCAAGCCCCUCGCCCGUCUCCUCUCACCCUCCUCCCGGUAUCUCCAUAGGUAAUGAGGGGACUUCCCAUCAGAGCAAGCUGGAAGCCCUGAGUGCCACGCUACCCAGUCCGUGUCGCUUAGUGACAACUGCCAGAUGUUUGUGUCCUCCGCCGGUUAGCCUUCAUCUGCAGGAAGAGUGGGCGGCGCCACGGCGCCCGCAGCAUCAGAAGACACUUAAAAACGAGUAAACCGCCCCAACAUGGAGGAGGAGGAGGGAUGGUGAGAUCCCAGACUUUUCCCUGAGGUUUGCCUCCUCCCUCUGCUCUCCUCCUCACCACUCUGCCGAUCGCCUCACACUAGGUGGAGGACCAUCCAGUCAGUUUUAGCCACCAUACGAGAAAAUUGCAAAACUGUCUAGUAUAUAAAAUGUCAAGUAUUACCUGCUAAAGUGAUGAGUAUUGCUAACAAACUGUAUUAGGGUUUUAAUUUGCAAAGGUGUUUGAGACAAUUUAUUGCCAAAAUGAGAUAUACUUUCAUGUGGUCUUAUUCUUUUUAGCCAAAACAUGAAGAACCGUAAGAGGGAACCCUCAGCAACUGAAUCCUGACUCAUUUUGGGCAGCUCUUAAUUACAGGAGAGGAAAAAAAAAUAAUAACAUCCACUGGGCUCUAUUGUAAUUAAAUUAUGGUAAUCACAUUUCUUGAAGUGUUUUCCUGAUAUUUGCUAUUCAGCGCUAGUGCUUUCUGGCUCUCAGGCCGGCUGUAAACUAUGAUUCAGUGUUCGGUUGCUGCAGAAGCAUUGUUGAUGUCGUGUACUAUUCUCCUUUUACGAUCAACCAUUCUAACCUCGAGACAGUACUUUAACCCUUUAACACAGGAGCUCCACUGUAGUUUUUUUAUUUGUUAACACUAGGGCUGCCACAAACGACUAUUUAAAUAGUUGACUAGGGCUGCCACGAUUAGUUGACUAACUGACGACUAAUCGGCUAUUAAAAUAGUCGACGACUAAUUUAAUCGUUGAUUGGUCGUUACUUUGUAAUAUAUGGAGUCAAGAGUGUAGUAAAGUUGAAAGUUAUAAUGGCAUUCUGCUAGCUUUUUGGACUAUUUUAGCACUUAUUAAGGUUUUUUUAGGCUAAUUUGGAGUUUAGUUAAUAUUUCAGCUACAUGUUAGCUC
This is a messenger RNA of Oryzias melastigma (Indian medaka), 4554 nucleotides long. It is a transcript of the gene cacna2d2a, whose product is annotated as calcium channel, voltage-dependent, alpha 2/delta subunit 2a. The record is from RefSeq and is a predicted model, not a curated record. Gene Ontology annotation, molecular function: voltage-gated calcium channel activity. Gene Ontology annotation, cellular component: voltage-gated calcium channel complex. Lineage: Eukaryota; Metazoa; Chordata; Actinopteri; Beloniformes; Adrianichthyidae.